Messenger RNA from Erinaceus europaeus (western European hedgehog), 3361 nucleotides. RefSeq names its product cholinergic receptor muscarinic 1 (gene CHRM1). The transcript has 3 exons. The record is from RefSeq and is a predicted model, not a curated record. Gene Ontology annotation, biological process: G protein-coupled receptor signaling pathway, coupled to cyclic nucleotide second messenger; regulation of locomotion; chemical synaptic transmission. Bases 657 to 2039 code for a protein of 460 amino acids. Gene Ontology annotation, cellular component: dendrite; synapse; plasma membrane. Lineage: Eukaryota; Metazoa; Chordata; Mammalia; Eulipotyphla; Erinaceidae. Gene Ontology annotation, molecular function: G protein-coupled serotonin receptor activity; G protein-coupled acetylcholine receptor activity.
UGUGUGUGUGUGUGUGCGCGCGCGCGCGCACACACGCUUGCCUCGGAGUCUGUAUGCAGUGGGUGUGGGUGUUUGUCUCCGUGUAUCCGCCUUCUCUCCCGUUCUGGACUUUUAGCCUUCCUGGGCUGGUCUUCCUCUUGUCCUACCUCCUCCCUCUCGGGUCUCGAAUUAGGUGUUCUGGUGGAAGAGGGGGGCCACCUGUGCCAGGAUCUAGCCCAACCUCAGACGUGCCUCCAGCUUCCCUCCAGUUCUCCCUCCCUUCUUUUUCCUCCCUUUCCUCCCUCCCUUUCUUUGCCUUCCCCCCUCCCCCCCCCAGGCUGGCGUGCCAGGGGGUGGGACAUGCCAAUCACUGACUGUGCCUCUCCGGCUGCCAGCACAGGGAGCAGCUCCCCCCAGGAGCCAGGUGUUUGGGUCCCUGGAGACACCACCAGCCCCCGGGGAGGCAGUGGGACUGAGGACCCUGCAGACCUCCCUCCAGCCCCAUGGGAACCCUGAAUCCCACCAUUCCCAUCCACCUCCUGCCCCCCCAAGAUGGACUGAACCAGGCUGCCGGCCAGACGGACAAGCUGGAUGCCAAGGUGAUGCCCUCCCCCUGAGGGAGUCCCAUCUCAGCACACUCAGAGGAAGGGGCUGCCCCCCAGCCCCACGCAGCCGCCAUGAAUACCUCAGCCCCACCUGCCAUCAGUCCCAACAUCACCGUCCUAGCUCCAGUAAGGGGACCCUGGCAGAUGGCCUUCAUUGGCAUCACCACAGGUCUCCUGUCCCUGGCCACGGUGACGGGCAACCUGCUGGUCCUCAUCUCUUUCAAGGUCAACACGGAGCUGAAGACUGUCAACAACUACUUCCUGCUGAGCCUGGCCUGUGCCGACCUCAUCAUUGGCACCUUCUCCAUGAACCUCUACACCACCUACCUGCUCAUGGGCCACUGGGCCCUCGGCACGCUGGCCUGCGACCUCUGGCUGGCCCUGGACUAUGUAGCCAGCAACGCCUCCGUCAUGAACCUACUGCUCAUCAGCUUCGACCGCUAUUUCUCCGUGACCCGGCCCCUGAGCUACCGGGCCAAGCGCACCCCUCGGCGGGCGGCCCUAAUGAUCGGCCUGGCCUGGCUGGUGUCCUUCGUGCUCUGGGCCCCCGCCAUCCUCUUCUGGCAGUACCUGGUCGGGGAGCGGACGGUGCUGGCCAACCAGUGCUACAUCCAGUUCCUCUCCCAGCCCAUCAUCACCUUCGGCACGGCCAUGGCAGCCUUCUACCUCCCGGUGACUGUCAUGUGCACACUCUACUGGCGCAUCUACCGGGAGACAGAGAACCGGGCCCGGGAGCUAGCGGCCUUGCAGGGCUCCGAGACCCCGGGGAAAGGGGGUGGCAGCAGCAGCAGCUCCGAGCGUUCACAGCCCGGGGCCGAGAGCUCCCCGGACACCCCACCGGGGCGCUGCUGUCGCUGCUGCCGGGCCCCCAGGCUGCUGCAGGCCUACAGCUGGAAGGAGGAGGAAGAGGAGGACGAAGGCUCCAUGGAGUCCCUCACGUCCUCAGAGGGCGAGGAGCCGGGCUCCGAGGUGGUGAUCAAGAUGCCCAUGGUGGACCCCGGGGCGCAGGCCCCAGCCAAGCAGCCCCCCAGGAGCUCCCCGAAUACAGUCAAGCGGCCCACCCGGAAGGGGCGAGAGAGAGCAGGCAAGGGCCAGAAACCCCGCGGGAAGGAGCAGCUGGCCAAACGCAAGACCUUCUCGCUGGUCAAGGAGAAGAAGGCGGCCCGGACCCUGAGCGCCAUCCUGCUGGCCUUCAUCCUCACCUGGACCCCGUACAACAUCAUGGUGCUGGUGUCCACUUUCUGCAAGGACUGCGUCCCCGAGACCCUGUGGGAGCUAGGCUACUGGCUGUGCUACGUGAACAGCACCAUCAACCCCAUGUGCUACGCCCUCUGCAACAAGGCCUUCCGGGACACCUUCCGCCUGCUGCUGCUCUGCCGCUGGGACAAGCGACGCUGGCGCAAGAUCCCCAAGCGUCCCGGCUCUGUGCACCGCACCCCGUCCCGCCAGUGCUGAUGGCCCUCCCUUCGCCUGCCUCCCUCCACCCCCCAGCCCCCAACCCCUGGAGAGUCCCAUAGAGAGUGGGCAGGGGCCGUGACCUCAGCCCCCAGGGUACCCCCCCCAGGCUCAGGCCACACCAGGCUUCCCAGGCCACCCCACCAGGUCACCUUCCUGGACAACUCGGAGAGAUUCUGCCAGAUUUCCCCAACUUUGACUUUCAUUCUUCCCUGGCAGGGAGCAGAACCCGGGGAACUGGUUUUUCUGUUCCCUGCUAGGUGAGAAUGGGCUCUUCACCAGGAAGAAGGCCUGGCCAGGAGGAGGAGGAUCCCGGCUGAAGGUCCUUGUUUGCCUUCAGGCAGGAAGUCCCUCUGCAGCCAGCAGGGCAGGUCAAGAGAGAGAAGUUUUGCCAUUGCAGCCAUGCCUGGCCCAGUCACUGACCUGGAUUACAAUAGGAGGUGGCACCUCCUAGGGGCCAUGUGGGAAAGGGUACAUGGGGGGACCCUCUCCUCCCUCCACAGACACACUCCACUCUGCUGGGCCUUGGGCACACUUCCCAGCACUGCCUAGCUCCCCUACAAAUUUCCCCCAGAGCAGUGUCCCCAUGCUGGUCACCCCCAGGGCAAAUGUCCAAGUGUCAGCAAGACACCCAAGGGAACCAGCUUGGCAACACCGAGAGUCCAGAGGCAGCAGCAGGACCAGGUGCCAGUGUCCUGGCAGUCCCAUUAGGUCACUGCCCUGGGAGUGAAAGGCAGGGUGCCUGCGGUUCAGCCCCACAUCUAUCCCCCGUGCCACGGAGAAGCCCUCCAUCCCUCCCUCCCUGGCUCAUGGCUACCCCAGGUAGGCCUGCUGCUCCACACAGGUCUAGCAAGGCCUCCUGCAUGCUGCCCGCCUCUGGCCCUGCCCCACACAGGCCUGGCCCAGCCAACAGGUUCUCUCUCCCAGUCCCACCCAUGCAUGGCCUCCCAGCCACCCUCAUCUCCAGGCACAGCCUGGCCUCACAUGUUCUUCCCUUUCAUCUUCAGCAAGCGCUGAGCCUGUGAAUAAAGCCAGAUAACCAGCGGGCUCAAAGGGGCCUUCUCCCUGUGUUGGUCGAGGGCCUGGUCAAGGCCAGGACAGGACGGGGCAGGGAGGGCCCAAGCACCACAGGGGACACGUGCUGCUGCCCGGGGCAGGGUUUUGCCAGAAAGUACGGCACUGAGUGUCUGGAGCCACCGAAGCCUAAGGGUCACAGCACCCUGGGGACCCUGGCUCAGGUGAGUAGAAUUGUAAUGGGUACACCUGGAUGCCUGAAAGCUGGGAGACUCUGUGAAAUAAACUGGCCCCGCCCAUACUCCAAA